UAAAUAGUAACCAAUUGAUCAACAGGCUGAAAAUUCAUCAGAUGUUAUCAUUUCGCAAUUCAAGUUGUGUUAAGGAAAACCUAAAACGAAUAAAUAUGUAAUAAGAUCAACAAACAAACUAAGGGAUAAAAUGAAGAUGGGUACAGUUUCAAAUACCAAGAGUGGUUGAUCAGCGAGGUGUUGUGAUAAUGAAUGGAAUAAAUAGUUCUUGGAUUAUUUUAUCUAUUUUCUUAUUGGCGAGAAGCUGCAGGUCCCUGAAUGAAAUUUUAAAUAGAUCUACAGAAGAAGGACUGGUUUUCAAUACCUUUACAGAGAAUGUGGAUUUCAUUGAUUUUCUCGACCAACAUUCGGUAAAUGAAGAAAUCUUACAUAUUAUGACCAAUGGAACUUCUAUAGCACAAGAGGAGUGCCAAUAUCAGUUCAAAUGGGACACCUGGAAUUGUCCAGUAGAUAUAGCAAUGCUUGACAGAAAUGAUUCCACAAGAGAGGCAUCUUUUGUUCAAGCAAUAACCGCAGCUGGACUUAUGUAUGCCGUAACGAAGUAUUGUAGGUCAGAGGAACAGACCUUAUGUUCAUGUGAUCAUACAAAACGGGAACCAAGUCAAAAUUCAGGAAUGGUUUGGGGAGGCUGUAGUGAUAAUAUAAAAUUUGGGAUAAAGUUUACACAGCAGUUACUCAACAAGAUGGACCCUGGAAACGAUUCAAAUGCAGCAAUGCGACGUCAUAAUUAUAAAGUCGGACUAAGAGCAGUCUUGUGGAGUGCAAAAUUGGAUUGUGUAUGCCCUGGUAUUAAUAAUAACUGUGCAACCAUGAGAGUAUGCUGGAAACAAGUUUCCAUCUUCCGUGAUAUUGGAACUUUCUUAAAAGAACUAUAUACACAUGCACAAUUUGUUAAAUAUCUGGAUAAACAGCUUUGGUUAGAAUACUAUGGUGGAACUCGUGAAUUGAUUUUAAAGAAAGAACUAGCAUACUUGCAGAUGUCACCAGAUAGUAUCUACGUACCACCAAUCUUCAAAAACAAAGUAAUGUUAAAGACAUAUCAGAAUCUUGUAAAGAUGUUGAGGAUUGUUAAGUUGACUGAUCAGCACUGGAUAUUCGACCCGGCUUUGGUAUUAGGCCCACUAAUAGUAUCUAAUAAUACCCGCAAUGCAUACUUUCUCACACGACUCCAGGUUAUGUCUAAGAAACACAUUUUGCAAGGUGUAAGAAGUGGAACUUUAACAGCACAAGAAGAAUGUCAGUAUCAAUUUAAUUGGGAAAGAUGGAAUUGCCCCGAAAACAAAGCACCAAUCAGUCAAGAAUUCGCCACAAGAGAGGCUGCUUUUGUUCAAGCAAUUACUGCAGCUGGAAUAAUUCAUGCUAUUGCAAAACUGUGCAGCUCUGGGCAAGAAACGUUCUGUUCAUGUGAGAAAACACAAUAUAAACUAGAUCCAGUAGACAACAUUCAAACUUUUUAUUGGGAUGGCUGCAGUAACAAUAUCAAAUUUGGAGGCAAAUUUACAUACGAGUUCCUUAAGGAAUUAGCUUCUGGAAAGGAUGAAAAUGCAGCUAUGCAACUACAUAAUUAUGAAGUUGGACAUAAGGCAGUUGAAAAGACUGCAAAAACAAAGUGCACAUGUCAAGGCAAAGGUUGUGCUUUCAAGGUAUGUUGGAGACAAGUUUCCACAUUUCGUCAUAUCGGAAGCUUUCUUAAAAACCGCUACAAAAAGGCCAAACUUGUACAGUUUAUUGAUGGUCAAUUACAGCAAAGAAAGUAUACACCCUCUCAAAAAGUAACCACGAUUAAAAAGAAGCAUUUGACGUACUUACAAAAAUCACCCAACUACUGCACCAAGAAUCAUGUACUCAAUAUUGAAGGGACUGAAGGUAGACAAUGUGCUCGUAAUAAAAACACAACGGACUUAUCAGAACGGAAGAGUUGCAAAACUUUGUGUACGUCUUGUGGAUACAAAGUAAUUAGAAAACAAAAUAAGUAUGUUUGUUUGAAGUAGGUUUCAUUUAAUUAUAUUUUUUCUUUUUAUUUAUUCUUGUUAUAUAAGAAUAUAUAAAUAAAAAUUUAUAUGAAUAUAA
This is a messenger RNA of Mytilus californianus (California mussel), 2070 nucleotides long. Its product is annotated as protein Wnt-2-like. Gene Ontology annotation, cellular component: extracellular region. Gene Ontology annotation, biological process: canonical Wnt signaling pathway; cell fate commitment; neuron differentiation. The record is from RefSeq and is a predicted model, not a curated record. NCBI's taxonomy places the organism in Eukaryota, Metazoa, Mollusca, Bivalvia, Mytilida, Mytilidae. Bases 189 to 1991 code for a protein of 600 amino acids. Gene Ontology annotation, molecular function: cytokine activity; frizzled binding. The transcript is spliced from 12 exons.